UUAUGUUAUAGUCAAGCUAGCCAUAUGUACACUGUAAGACAAGGCAAGUUCUAGGCCCUUACCUAUUAUGUGAAGGAAGACAAUGACCCAUCAAAUAUUAGCAUUGAAUGCCAUGUAUACCUAUAUCUAUAUGUGUAUUUGACUUCAUGUGUCCCAACUCUGAUAUAUAGACCAUAUCAUAUCAUAUUCCAAGAAGCUCACUGUAUAUCCCAUUAUAGAAAUAAGACUUUAGAGUGAUAUAUAAAAUUUUCAACAUGCUUGGGUCUUGUGUUAAGAAGUUGCAAAAGAGUGUCUCACUACUCUUUGUUCACUCCAACGAAGAUCAACUGGAAGCUGCAGCAACAUUGGUGCCAGAAGAUGUUAUGGAGGGACAUUUUGCUGUUCUUGCCAUCAAGGGUGAAGAAACAAGAAGGUUUGUUGUUAAGUUGGACUACUUGGCUGAUCCUAUGUUCAUGGAACUACUGAACCAGGCUCGAGAGGAGUAUGGUUUCAAGCAAAAGGGAGCACUUGCAGUCCCUUGCAGGCCUCAAGAGUUACAAAACGUUCUUGAUGGUCCAAGAGCCAAAGCUGAAAGGUCUUUUGUGGAUGGGAGCGACAUGUUUCACCUUCCAAAUGUAUUAAGGCCCCUCAGCAGAAGCAAGUUUCUUCAUGGCAUUAUGAGCUUUAUAAACAUCAGACUUUAUAUUAAAAAGAUCAUAUAUUUGUCAAAAAAAUAAUAAACAAAACAAAUGAAGAACGUUCCUUCAAGGACGAUUCGUAAUAUAUGUUUUUGUUUAUUGUAGAGGGUAUAAUAAUGAAGAGAGAAAAAAAUGGAAGAAGAGUCGUGUAUGCAAUGGUUGUACGUAUGACAUUAUGAAAUAAACUCCCUUGUCCAAUUAAUAUGUA
Glycine soja is the source of this 885-nucleotide messenger RNA. RefSeq names its product auxin-responsive protein SAUR32-like. Lineage: Eukaryota; Viridiplantae; Streptophyta; Magnoliopsida; Fabales; Fabaceae. The transcript is spliced from 2 exons. Gene Ontology annotation, biological process: response to auxin. The coding region runs from base 255 to 716 and encodes 153 amino acids. The record is from RefSeq and is a predicted model, not a curated record.